UAACUAAUACCCCUGAAAGUCCAUAUUUGAAAACUUUCAUUUUAUUUGCAUUUCAAUUUUGAAACAGAUAUUAUUAUUUCAUUGAUAAAUAAAUGAUAAAUAAACAUUCUAGAUUUUCAAUAAAUGUCACUUCAACCUGACUUUUCUGUAAUUUUGUUCGAGGAAUAAAAAUCGUAUCAUGUUGACAAAGUUAGCAGUUAAAAGAACACCCACAAGAACAAAAAAAAUAAAUUUAUCAUCGUCACCCUCUUGUGAACUCAGUUCAUUAAGUCCUACCUGGAGUGAAAAAUGGACUCGUCCCAUCUCGUUGCUAAGCGACGGUAGCUGCCAUUUCCCCGGUUCUGCUCCAAACCUACGCUUUCUGCAGGGAUACAAAUCCUAACAGUCUAAGCUUGUAUGCAAUUUGACGCUAAUGCUUACGUAAUGUAAUAAGCUAUAUUAGUUAUAGUUUAGUUAUUUUGAUCAAAUAUCAACGAUUCUUAAUAUAUCUUUCGCUGUUUUCUUUGAUCAAAUAUCAUCUAUUUUUAAUAUAUGUUUCUAUCUUUAACUUCAUAGGACUUUUUUUAUCCCAAAUUUUUUUUUUAAAGAAAAGAUUCUUUUAAAGUAAAGUUUCAAUUUUUUAAAACGAUAAUUGUUUUAUUUGUGUAAUUUUUAAAUCUAUAUGGCCAAAAAACGAAAACGGAAUUCGUUUUUUAAUUCUACAAUAUUUACCAUGCCGUGAAAGUUUUUGUUAAUUAAAAUUGAGAUAAAAAUUAUAAAAUUAGUUGUUAAAGUAUUGUUAGAAGAAUUUUUUGUUUCACAAUUUUGAAACAAUAUCAGCCAUCGCAUGCUUGAACCCUUGUGUUAUGAACCAGUGUGCUGUUGGACAAAUUCAUAUACUUCAUAUGAAUUUGCUGGAGAUCAGGAAUAUUUUAAUUAUCUAUUCCCAUGUCCUUAUACAUCUUCUCUACAAGAUGACUUGGAGAUGAGUGAAAGUGAUGAAGAAGCGGUGCCAGACAAAAAAGAAGAUACUUCAGAAUACCUAGCUGCUCCAAGCAAUCCAGUAACAGUAAACAGUACUUCUCCAUCUGCCCCAGUAAGCAGCACAAAUAUGGAAACAAAUUCCGCUUCAUCAUCUAGCUCAGAGAGCGGAGACAGUGAUUCAGAUGAUGAUAGCUCAGAAUCAAAUAAUUCAGAUUCUUCUAGUGAGUCCUCUGAUGAAGAUACGUCGUCCAUGAAAUGGGGCUUGUCCAAUUUUGUUGAUGAAUCUAGAAGAAAUCAUUCUCCGGCAUUCCGAAGUCUUGAAAUGCAAAAACAACUGAAUAGUGCAAAACCUGUUAGUAAUGUUUGUGCUCUAACUGCUAAAGACAACUUCAGUCCUCCUGUUUCACAACCUCUGAGUGGUUUUAUUGUUGCUGAUACACCUGUAACUGCCAAAAGUGAGAUUUUAAGUCCCAUACGUUCCCCAGCUCAUCCUGUUGUUGGUCCUCGAACGCCACCUUCUCCUACCAGCCCAUUGAAGGAUUUAUCUGAAGGAGGCAAGAAUAGUUCUAGUUUAAAUGAUUCGAAGUCAGAGCCCUCCGUUGAACCAAAAUCAUCGGAUUCUGUUCUCGAUACAUCAAAUGAAAAUAAAACUCUAUUAUCAAGCACACCUAUUUCCUGUGAUGAAAAUAAAGAAAAUGCUGCUGUAGACACAUCUUCUGAUAUCUUGAGUUCAGAAGUAGGUUCAUCUCCAUUAAAUCAUUCAUCCACAGAUGAUAAAGUGGAGUCAAAAGAUACUAGUAAGUCUAGUUCUGAGAAAGAUACUUCUUAUUCAGAAGCUAAAUCAUCUACUCCUACAUCUGAUGCUCCUGAAUCCUCAAGUGAAAAUUACUCAAUUAAAACUCGUCAAAAAGGUGUGACUUCUACGAAGAAAAAUAAACCUGCUAAUCUAAAAAAGGCCACUAACAAUAACCAAAAUGAUGAAGCGAAUUCACCUCCAAUUGCCAAGUUUAAACAUCCGAGAGCUUGUAGAAAAUCAACUGAAAAAAUAUCAGCUUCUCCAUCUCCUGCAAAAACUGAACCAAUUAAGGAGCCACCUAAAAAACGCUCAAAACCAGCAAUAAAGCAGAAAGAGGUUCCUAGUCCUGAAAAGAACAAAACUGUGCAAAAGCCUUCAAGCAGCCCUAAGAAACCAACAAAAGCCAGUUUGAAACAAAAGGUUAAAGCCACUAAAGCAACAUCUAAGACAAAUACUGAUGCGAAAAAGGCAGAUCUGAAAAAUAAGAAGAAAAAAUUUGUUGUUGAAAAUUUCCUUCAGAGUCCUACAUCUAUUAAUGAUACUAAUUUAUCUAGUUUACGUUCUCCUUCUCCUAGUCCAGACGAUCUGCAAGCUUCAGAAAUCAAAAAGCAUUCUGACACAGUUGAUAAACUAACGAAUUCAAAUCUCCCCACUGCUAAGAAUGCUGUAAAGAGCAAUUCUAAAGCAACAAAUAAAGCAAAAGCUGGUGAAAAAUUAAGAAGAUCUGCUCGUUGUAGUGAGCGGGCUUCAAGUCUCAGUCAAAGUGAACCUCCAACUACCCCUAAACAAGGUGCUGAACACUCUUCCUCUUCAAGUGUAUCUCAAGUGGAAACAUCUACCCCUAAAUCAAGUAGUGCCACGAACAAAAAGCCCCAGAAAAAGUUAGUCAAAUCAAAAUCUCAUGUUGAGAAUCUUCCAAUUUCUAUUGAUCCUCCUUUGCAAAUACUCUCUCCCAUUCCUCAUGAAUCACCUCCAAUUGCAUCAACAUCUGAAUUAGGCAACCAGAAAAAAAUCAUGGUGUGCAUUCCUUUGAGUAAAUUGCUACGAAUUCCUAGCGUUUUACAUCUAAUUCAAGAGCCUGAUACUAGAUUAACUUCUAAAAAUCACUCUGUGAGUUCAGUGGAAGAUGUUAAACAAAAGAAGGAUCUGCCUUCAGAAAAAUCUUCAAAAAAUAUUUCGAGCAAAUGUUCGCAAUCUAAAGACUUUAAAGAUAAGCCUCGGACAGUUCAGGCUUCUAAGAAUUGUAAAAAGAAAUUAUCUAACACUAAAAAAGAUAAUACUUCUAAACCAGUGUCUGAGAGUGCAUCAAAAAAUGCUUCCAGUGUAAAUAAAAGUAGUGCUAAAGUUUCUGACAAAGUAAUCUGUGAUGUUGAAAAUAAGCUUCCUAAAAAGAGAAAGUCUGAAGAGGAUAGUAAACAGUUGUUGAAAAAGAAACCCAAGCUAACUUCUCGAUCAACAGAAGAGAGAAAAUCAAAAGAGCAAAUCAGUGGGAUUAAAGUUGAAUCAGCUGCUACUCAAAAUGAUGGUGGAGGAAAACCAAGGCCAUUAGAACGAUGUGAUAGUGCAAGCAGCUUAAAUUCAUUGUGUAGCCAGAGAAGCUCAAAAUCCUCAAAAGAAAAGAAAGAUUCUGUGAUGCAUGACUCAAAAAGACUUAAAACGUCUGUAUCAUCUGCAGUCCCUGUUAAACAAGAAAUCAAGCAAGAAAAAGAGGAUCGAUCAAAAUUGCACAUAAAAAAGGAACCAAUUUUACCUCUUGAUAAAUGUAUGAAAUCCAGGGAUAAAUCUUCUAUUGCUGACAUUGAUUGUAAGGAAAAGGGAGAUUCUUGGAGUGAUAACCUUAACUCAUCUAGUCAGUAUUGUCAUUGGGAUGAUAUUUGCAAAGAGGAUUCUAAAGGACCUUUAGAAAGUAUCUUAGAUUCCUCAAUGAAUUGGGAUCACUUGUCUUUCGAUAUGCAUAAAGAAUUAAAAGAAUCUUCUGGUCUUAAAAUGCUAACUGAUCAAGGUCCCAUUAUGCCAAUGGAUUACUACUGGACAGAAGGAAGGAAAAUGAAGAAAAUGGCUGAACUGGAGAAAGAUCCAUUUCAACAAGCUGUUAAAUUUUUUGAAGCUGCUGUUUUGUAUGUUUUAACUAGUCAACAAAAGGAAGAAAACAGCAAAAAUCCUGAUUCUGUUUACCAGUUUUAUUAUGAAACCUUGCAAUUCACUUCAAUGAUGUUAGCUAAAAUUAAGAAGCUACAGUCUUGUCCUGGUAGUACUGAGUUUAAACUUUUAAUAUUGUGCUUGAAGUGCCAGUCUUUAUUGAAUGUGAAACUUUACAGCUUAAAAAUAAAAGAAAUCAAAGAGCAGCUGGAGUGUGUUUCAGAUUUUUUCAGAGCACAUUGUUCUUCUUCCAUUGAUGCCCCAAAUCCAAAUCUGCCCUCUCUUCACCUAUCAAGAAUAUCAAGUCUUUCAACAGUUUCUUCUCCGCAUUCUGUCAUCCCACCUUCUCCUAACAGUGUUAGUUCUCAAACUAGUGGCUAUGUAAGUGGAGAUGUUGGCAGCAAUAUUAUAAAAAAUACAGUUUGUGUUCCUCAGUAUAUGCUGGAUACUAUACAUCGACAACAUAGUCAUUUGAAAAAUCUUCACAUGGGACAUGAUCUAUGGGAACAAGCAGAUAUGUAUAUGACGCGAAGUAAUCUGAAAGAAUUUUUUAAAGAAGUGGCUGACCAAUCUGAGCCUUUAACACUUCAUAGCACUAUAAAAGAGCUGGUGAGUUACAUGCAGAAAGGUAUUGGCCUUGUCAAAAAUUACUUACGCUAGCAUUCCGAGGAUGAUUGAAAUUCUUUUAACAACCAGGUGUUUAGAGACUGAUACUGAAAUAUGUUGCAAUAUUAAUUUAGGAUGGCUGCAAUAUUGUUGAAUGUAUAAGCUUAUUUAAAGUUUAUUUAAUUCACUUACCAUUUAAAAAUAAGUAUAAAUCUAUUGUGAAAAUUGAAAAUAUUGUUAUUGUAAAACUUCUGUUAAAACUGCCUGGUUGCACUGAAUUUGAAGAUUAUAUUUACCUACAUAAAUGCAUUAGUGUAUGCAUGUAGGUAUUUCAAAUUUAUAUCAUGUAUAUAUUUUUGUAUAUAGAUUUCAGAUACUUAUUGAGUACUUUGUGAUCACAUUGUUUCCAUGUAUAUGUGUGAAAAUGCCAAUUCUUUUUUUUUCAAAUUAUUUGCCCCAAGUGAUGGUGUGUAAAGUGCAUUAUUGUAUUUUUUUUUGUUUUUAUGCUUAGGGCAAAAAUUUUGUCUUCAUGUGAUCAUAUGUAUUAAAUUCGUGAAAUGUACUUGCAUUCAAAAUUUAUUUAAUGUUACUAGAAUAUAGUUAAACUCUUCAUAGUUGUAUUUGCCAUGCAGUGUUGUAGCAAAAUUUGUUAAUCUGUGCUUGUUUUAUGUCAAAUUACCAAACUGUGUAAUAUUUUGGCAUGGUUGAAGAAAUGAACUUUUCUGUUAUACACUCUGUUAAUUUUGAGACAUUGUUAUAAUAAAAUCAAAGCUUUUAGCUAUCUCCAUUGCAUCUUAAAAUCAUUAUUGUCAAUGUUUGAUAAACUGUAUUGAAAGUUUUCUAAAGCUUUCAAAUGCUGUUUCAGCGUUUGGAAUAAUUAUAUAAGCUUAAUUUAUUUUUUACACUUUUUAAAUAUUGCAUGUUUUCUUCUAAAAAAAUAAAUAUUGGAGUUUGUUGUAUGCAUUU
Molecule: messenger RNA, 5470 nt
Organism: Parasteatoda tepidariorum (common house spider)
Lineage: Eukaryota; Metazoa; Arthropoda; Arachnida; Araneae; Theridiidae
Biological process (GO): regulation of gene expression
Cellular component (GO): nucleus; super elongation complex
Source: RefSeq, a predicted model, not a curated record